AUGGCUCAUGCACUAAAUGACCCGCAGCUGGGCGCUGGCCCCUCCGAGGACUCGGAACUCUCUCAGAACGAGUCUGAAACGGCCAGCUUGGUGUCUGAGGACUCCAUCAUGCCAGACUAUGAGAUGAGGCGGGGUGGAGGAGGCACCACCUCUACACUGUACGAGGCCUGUAACAGGAACGAGGCGCAAACCCUACAGAGGGUCCUGGAGAGGGGGGUUACUAAGGAAGAAGUCAUGGAGCUGGACAUCAACGGCAGGAACGGCCUGAUGUUGGCUGUCUCCAGAGGCUACGUGGACAUCGUCUACGGUCUACAUACGUGUCCACUGAUAGACAUCAACCACCAGGACAACGAAGGCAGCACGGCAGUGAUGAUCGCUGCCCAGGCCGGCUACAUAUCCAUCCUCAACUUCAUCCUGAACUACUACCCUAAGGUAGACCUGGAGGUGAGGGACAUCAGAGGCUUCACUGCCCUCAUCAAGGCAGCCAUACAAGGCAGGGAGGACUGUGUGUCUUCCCUGAUAAUGGCCGGUGCUGAUAUCAACGUAGUGGACGAUGUCAAAGGGAAAAGCAUAACAGACUGGGCCCUAAAGACAAGUCGCUUCGAGGUCCUGCAGCGUCUCCGUCGCCUCCAGGCGUGUCCCGUCGCCGAACAGUUCUGCGAUAGCUACGUGAUGGAGUGGCCCGAGCUGAAGGAGCUGGUGGCUAAAGCCAUGGCCCCCAAGAACCUGACCCAGCGUCUGAAGGACAGCUUGACCUUCAGCUUCCCCAACGACCCUCAGGACAAUGGGGUGUUGGACCACAUGGUGAGGAUGACAACGUCCAUCCACAGUCCACUAGUCUCCAUGGGCUGCCGGCCACUCUGCCCCACCAGCCCCCCCGAGGUCGGGAAGCGGCGGCUGGCUGUGCCGGAGCUGAUGGAAAAGCACAGCAGCAAGGAACUGGAGGAGAGCUCCGUGUGUCAUAGUAACGGUGUGAAGUGUUCCUUCACGCCGGCGCCGGCGUCGUCCUCCCUCUUGCUUGCCAACUGCUGCUCAGACACGAAGCGGAGGGGCAGUGUCGUCUCAACGGCUGCAAACGGCGUCCAGAACUUCCUCCCCCAUUCCUUGGCGAAUCGGAACAGUGUCUUCCCGUACGGCUGCAUCCCCACGAUCACCUUCACUAAGUCUGCGGAAAAAACACCCAAGAAGGCGAAGAAGACGAAGAGGCACAAGGGCCACCUGGAGCCUCCAGUCUGGAAGUACAAAUCGGAUAAGCAGGAGAAGAAAAAGGAAAAGGAGAAGUUGGAGGAAGAGAAGGAAGUGCAGGAGAAGGCACUUAAGAAAUCUAAAAUGAAGGCAGCCAAGGCGGCGGCCAAGGCUAAGGAGCCCGCCAAGGCAAGUUAAACUGCCAGCUGCCUGUUUGUAAACUGCCACAGAGUGAGGGCACAGAACCCUGAGAGAAUAGAACGGCCUCUGUGCUGCCAUCUCUUACUAAGUCCAAUCUGUGAUGAUGUCAUA
This is a messenger RNA of Oncorhynchus masou masou (cherry salmon), 1497 nucleotides long. RefSeq names its product photoreceptor ankyrin repeat protein-like. The transcript has 5 exons. Gene Ontology annotation, molecular function: protein binding. Bases 1 to 1383 code for a protein of 460 amino acids. The record is from RefSeq and is a predicted model, not a curated record. NCBI's taxonomy places the organism in Eukaryota, Metazoa, Chordata, Actinopteri, Salmoniformes, Salmonidae.